Solanum stenotomum is the source of this 516-nucleotide messenger RNA. RefSeq lists its product as uncharacterized. Bases 1 to 516 code for a protein of 171 amino acids. Gene Ontology annotation, molecular function: nucleic acid binding; RNA-DNA hybrid ribonuclease activity. Lineage: Eukaryota; Viridiplantae; Streptophyta; Magnoliopsida; Solanales; Solanaceae. The record is from RefSeq and is a predicted model, not a curated record. The transcript has a single exon.
AUGAAUGUAAGAUGGGUUCCACCACCAAGGAAUAAAAUUAAAGUGAAUACAGAUGGUGUUUGCAAAGUGAAUCCUGGACAAAGUGCUUAUGGAUUUUGUAUUAGGGAUGAAUUUGGUAAUCUUUUAUAUGCACAGGGAGAAGAUAUUGGUUUCAGAACCAAUACGGAAGAAAAAAUCAUUGCAAUAUUGGAGGCCCUAAGAUACUGUAAAAGGGCUGGAUUAGAGGGGUUUUGGCUGGAAUCAUACUCUCUCAGCAUUGUUAAUUGUCUAAGGAACUCUUGGAAAGUUCCCUGGGAAAGAGUCGAGCAGGUGGAGGAAUGUAGGGUUUUAAUGGAGAUCACCAAAGAAAGGAUUCAACAUACACCGAGGGAGGGGAACAAUUUAGCAGAUUUCAUAGCUAACGCAGUGAUAGGAGCAGUAGGAUUGGUUCAGUUCAACACAUUCAUAACCUAUGAAAGGAAAAUGCAUUUUGAACAUGGACAAGGCUCAAGUUCCUUCAUUGAGAAUCUGAACUAG